This is a messenger RNA of Rotaria socialis, 465 nucleotides long. NCBI's taxonomy places the organism in Eukaryota, Metazoa, Rotifera, Eurotatoria, Philodinida, Philodinidae. The record is from the annotation of a GenBank genome assembly.
AUGGAAGUUACACAAAAAGUUGCUCAGUAUAUAAGUGAUUCAUUAGAUGAAGAAGUUGAUAUUAUUACUGUUAUUCUAUUUAAUAAACUUAUCAUUUUCAUAUUAUUUACUGGUAAUCUAAGGAUUGAUCAUUCAACCUUUGAACUGAUAAUUUACAUGUUUUUUUACUGAUCAUUUCAUCUAUUCUACUGAUCAAAAAUUUAGUUGCCUUUGUUUUCUCAAUACAUCGAUAGAGCAAAGUGUGGUGAUCACGACUAUGAUGUCUUUUUUUCGUAUUGUUGGAAAAAUAACAGAGGUCCAUGCCAUUUAUAUAUUACUGAAAAAUCGGUUUUUCCUGGAAACCAAACACAGGAUUCGCCUAAAAUCUUCACCAAAUACAUCCAUUUGACGCAGAAUUGUUUUCUCUGCUAGAAUAUAUAAGAUAAUGUCUGGUACAAAAACAGUUUAAAAAGAUUUUGACUGGGA